AUUGAAGAAAAAAAAUCAUAUUACACUUCCGGUGGCUGGAUGCAGAUAAAACACUAGAGUUGUAAUAUUGAUUUAUCUCAAGAGUAAUUGAGACAUUUUAGAUAAUAUUAGCUUUAUAUCCUGCUCCAUUUAAUUACGAUUAGCUAACUGUCGUAGAUGUGGUAUAUGGUGGUUGAAACAUAACGUACGAUAUCUGCUAUGUUUGAUGGCUCAACUAUGACAGCGAUGCAGACCACGCACAGUCACACGCCUCAGAAUACAUAUAGUCCUCAUGAACUGGCUUUGGAAAUAAAGGCUUUCAUCAGUGGGGUUGACCAGACACAGGGACGCAAGCUUAGUGUCCGUGAUCAUGCCCGCUGUGCUGUCCGCCUUCUCUGCACAGUGCCAGCAUGCCGAGGUGCUGUGCUGGAACACCUGAGGGGCGUGUAUGACGAAUAUGUCUCAGGCUUUCUACAAGAUUUGGAGACAGAAGGCGACAAUGAGGGUGGCAGCAGUAUGGACUCCAAUCUGGAGGAUGUCAUCAAAGAAAUCCACUCCGUGCUGUCUGAGUUCAUUCGUCUGAAUCCCAAAGCCUGGGCCCCUCUGGUUUCCACCUGGGCUGUGGAUCUACUCGGCCAGCUCAGCAGCAAGCAUGCAGGCCGCAGAGCAGCCCCGCACUCCUCCAGCCUCAACGAGCUUCUCCAACUGUGGAUGUCCUGUGCUGCCACGCGCUCCCUUAUGGAGAUCUAUUCGCAGUGUCUUGCAGCCAUGUUGGCCUGGUGCCCUGAUGCUUGUGUGGAUGCAUUGCUAGAUACAUCCGUGCAGCAUUCACCGCAUUUCGACUGGGUAGUUGCCCACAUUGGCUCUGCCUUCCCUGACACCAUCGUCAGCCGUGUACUGGCGUGUGGACUGAAAGACUUCACUGCUCAUGGCUAUCCAACUGGUGCUGAAAUGACAAAUCUGCAGGGUGCUCGAGCAAGUCCUUCUCCUUCAUUGGCAGCCAUGGACAAAAGCAACAGGGUUCCCAAAAUAGGGUCUGUGGUGGGUAUCCUUGGACACCUGGCAUCCCGACACUCAGACAGCAUCAAAAGGGAGCUCUUUAGGAUGUUUCAGGACAGCGUGUGUCCUCCAUCGCAACCGCCCCCCACCACACCAUCAGGCACAGGUGCCUGGGAGAACUCUGUACACCUCCGUCGGGCUGCCGUACCCUUCCUCCUUCAGCUCAUCGCCCUCUCCCCAACUCUUCUGGGUGCAGUGUCUGCGGAGCUGGUGGAUUCCCUGCGGCCUCCAGUCCUCCUUCAGCUCCAGUCCCAGUUACAGGGCCUCCCCCGGGAGGAGCUGGAGAACUUGCUGGGCCUAGCUGUGCAUCUGAUCAGCCAGUUUCCUGCAGGUGGAGCCAAGGUACUGCGUUUCCUUGCAGACACUGCCACGCCAUCUUCUGUGAUCAUCUCCGGACCCUCCCCGUCGCCCCAUGAAGGGGUGCGUGAGAGCUGUGACCGCCUGUUGCAAAUGCUGCUUAUGCACCUUCACAAGCUCGUGUAUAACCGGCCUGACGGAGAUGAACCAUAUGCCCACUCCUCCUUCUCCUCUUCUGUGCCGCCCACUGCCCGAGUGAUCCCAUUCCUGGAGGAGCUUCAGUCCCACAUUGCUGAUCUCUGUGGUGAAACUUUGCGAUUGGAAAGAAAGAGGCACCUGUGGCUGCACCAGCUUCUGAGUCUGCUGUCAGUGUAUGGUGGCCCCAGCGUGGCCACCGAAGCUCUUUGCCAUCUGCUCACCCUUGCCCGGAACCCGGAGGAGCUUGCACUGGCAUCCCUACUCCAUGCCCCACUCUCCGGUUCAAUUCCAAGGCUCAUUCCAGCCGCCGUGGCCCGCUGCGUGGCGCAGAUUCACACCCAGAACCUCAGUAGCCGAGAGCUCAGCCAACUCCUCAACAACCUGGCAACAGCAGUGCAGAGUCAAGAGGAGGACCGGAAGGGAGUGGGUGGGGCUGCAUCAGCACAGGCAUUCAUGUCUGUUCAAGUUGGGGCCGCUGUCUCUAACCAUCUCCAUGAUUUCUGCCCCUUGCUUCUUCACGGUGACCAUGCUGUGUCGAGAGCAGCAGCUCGCCUGUUGUCCUGCAGCCAACUUCCCCGCAGUGCUACACCAGCCCACAUCCUGGUCAUUGCGAGGGCUGCAGUGGCACAUUUCUUCCUGGCUCUCCGGCAGAGAGGAGUGGGUGGAUUGAGAGAUGGAGGGAGAGGUGGAGGUGAGGCGGUAACCUAUUCCAUGCGGCUUUUGUCUCGACUGGCAGCAUAUUCACCCCUUACUCUAAAGGCGGUUCUUCAGCAGCUUGUGGAAGGUGCACUACACAGGGGUCAUGCAGAUUUGUUUGGAGGCCAAGCCACAGGUGAUGACACAACAAUCUCACCUUCACCGGUUCCAGACCUGGGCCCCUCACUCCUGGAUAUCAACUGUAAAUUUGGCACCACGGUGAACUUCUCUGGCAGUGUGUGGUCAGUGUUUCACGCCGGGGUUAUUGGAAAGGGGUUGAAACCUCCAAAUGCAUCUCCACAACUGGACCCUGACAGAGUCACUCAGAACCUUCAAACCCUGUUGGCUGUGACGGUCCAGUGCUGCAGCUCAGCUGGAGUGGGCUCUGGGGCCAACAGCAGUAACGGCUCAGUUGCAGGUUCUGCUAAUGGUUCCCGCUUCAAACAAAGCUCAGAUGAGCCCGCCCCAAUCAACGCUGAAGCAGCCAAGGCCAUAGCUGUUGCUUUGGUGGAGAACAUUUGCCCUGAUGUAACCAAUGGAGAACUCGCAUGGCCACCGGAAGAGCAUGCCAAGACCACAGUGGAACGGGACAUCCAUAUACGCCGUGCUUUCGAGGCAAACCCUAUCCUGUUUCACCUUCUGCGUGUGGUGGCAGCUGGACGCCCGGCCCUUUGCUACUGCUCUGUAGUCCUCAGGAGUCUCCUUGCCACCCUACUAGCCCACUGGGAGUCAUCACGAGAGCCUUUAGUCCUGGAUUCCCCUUGGCAACUCCAGGCCUCCUGCCUCUUAGUCUCCUGCAUGGGUGAGGGCCAACUCCUCCCUCCUGUCCUCAGCAAUGUCCAUGAGCUGUUUCCCCAUCUUACCCCCUUCGAGGUCAGGCUGCUGUUGCUUGGGAUCUGGGAGUACAUGCGAGGCAAUAGUCCCAUGCCCCAGAAGUUCACCUUCAGUGCAGAAAAAGGACUUUUCUACCGAGACUUCUCCCGGGAUGGGGAUGUGGCACGUUACAUGGCGCCCAUUCACAGUGUGCUGCAUAAGAACAUUGACCAGCUCGGCCAUUUGUGCUGGCGGUUUCAGGUCUAAGACUGUCACAGGAAACGGAACAGGGUAGUAUGGUGUAUGUUUGAGUGUUCUGAUUGUUGUUACAAGAAGAUGAUAUGCUUGAGUGCUAUGGUCUUUUUUUGUGAUCUUUUCUUAAUACAUACCUUUGCUUACGCUUUUGAACACGCAACACUUGACAUUAAGGAUACUCUCUAACAUUUUCUUUCGCUCUCUUUUUUUUUAUGUAGGCCUAAUAAUGCUCUUACUUUAUGCAAGCAAUUAAUUUUCUUUAUUUCUCAAUUACAAUAAUACUGUGAGGUAGUAUGUAUGAUGUUUGAUCUUGUUUUCAGUCAUUCAAUACAUCUGUUUGUGCUUUUCUGUGUGAAAGCCUGUGUCAGCCUUUUGGAGGUAUUUCAGCAGCACUCCAGGACCUUUCUCCCACCGUGACAUUUUACAUUUGCUAGGUUGUUAUCAAAGAUGUGUUUGUAAUUGUACUGCAGAUUAUUUUCAAUAAAAUGUUUUUUCAACAA
Messenger RNA from Clupea harengus (Atlantic herring), 3797 nucleotides. RefSeq names its product integrator complex subunit 5 (gene ints5). Gene Ontology annotation, biological process: snRNA 3'-end processing. The record is from RefSeq and is a predicted model, not a curated record. NCBI's taxonomy places the organism in Eukaryota, Metazoa, Chordata, Actinopteri, Clupeiformes, Clupeidae. Gene Ontology annotation, cellular component: integrator complex.